Molecule: messenger RNA, 151 nt
Organism: Racocetra persica
Lineage: Eukaryota; Fungi; Glomeromycota; Glomeromycetes; Diversisporales; Gigasporaceae
Source: the annotation of a GenBank genome assembly
GCAAAAUCUUUGCCCCGAAACCUCCGAAACCUCCGAAAUUUCUGAAAAGCAUGGUGAUUGUCGAAAUUCGCAAAAAGUUCAUUAUGACAAUAAUGUCAGUAAAUUGAGCAGUAUUGAUAGUAACCCUUUCGUUAGACAAACAGGAGGAAAC